CAGGAAGCAGAGGGAACAUUAGACCACUGCAUGCCUGUCGUUUGCUCCCUGUGGCACUAGAAAUUGUCGUUCCCAUAUCCCUUAUAAUAAAUUGACAGGAGGAAACAGUACAAGAAGUCCACUCCAAAGCCUCCCUGAAUUGGAUGUUUUCAUUGUUUUUGUGCCGAGUUCACGUGAAGUUCCAGGAGCAGCUGGAGCAGAGAAAGGGAAAACCUUCAAGGAUCCGCUAUUAACCUCUAUCUCCGGACACACCCCUUGUCAUCAGCCCUCAAAAGAUGACGGAGGCCAUGUUUGGGACAGGGAACGAUCAGUGGGUCUGUCCCAAUGACCGGCAGCUGGCCCUUCGAGCCAAGCUGCAGACGGGCUGGUCUGUGCACACCUUCUGUACAGACCGACAGAGGAAGAGCCAGAUGCUGGAGCAGCAGGAGGUGGAGAACAUCCUUAGUGUCAUCCGCAGGGCUGAGGAGCUGGAACAGAUUGAACAGCUCCGCAUCGGGAGGCUGGUGGAGCGUCUGGACAACAUGAAGAAGAGUGCGAUGGGAAACGGCCUGUCCCAGUGCCUGCUGUGUGGGGAGGUCCUGGGCCUCCUGGGAACCCCCUCCGUCUUCUGUCAGGACUGCUGCAAGAAAGUGUGCACUAAGUGUGGCAUAGAGACCCAGUGCAGUCAGAAGAGAACUCAGUGGCUGUGCAAGAUCUGCAGUGAAGACAGAGAGGUGUGGAAGCGGUCUGGAGCCUGGUUCUACAAGUUCCUGCCCAAGUACGUGCGCCCAGGGAAGGAGGGUCCAAGUGGUGCUCCUCUGGGACUGCGAGGGGCCCAUGGAGGAGGGCAGAAGAUGGCCAGGAGUUCCAAUGUCAGCCGCACCUACACAUGGGCACACAGCAAAGUGGUGUCUAGUGGCAGCGACAGUGAGUCGGACCACAGUGAGGGCAGCGUGAAGAGCAAGGUGUCCAGCCAGGGUCUCCCUGAGGGCAAGCAGCAUACUGACUCAGUGUUCAGUGGGGGGCGGAUUGGGACCCCCACAAGGCUGGGCUGGGGUCCACAGGGCAGCCUGCUGUCAGAGAGCCGCUCCAGCCUAGCCAGCGAGCCCCCCCACAGCACCACCCCCCCAGCAGCCCCCCCUGAGGACUACGACACAGACCACAGCUUCCCCUCCCCCAGCUACAAGUGA
Messenger RNA from Coregonus clupeaformis (lake whitefish), 1169 nucleotides. Its product is annotated as rab effector Noc2-like. The record is from RefSeq and is a predicted model, not a curated record. The transcript has 9 exons. Gene Ontology annotation, biological process: intracellular protein transport. Gene Ontology annotation, molecular function: small GTPase binding. NCBI's taxonomy places the organism in Eukaryota, Metazoa, Chordata, Actinopteri, Salmoniformes, Salmonidae. The coding region runs from base 276 to 1169 and encodes 297 amino acids.